This is a messenger RNA of Vollenhovia emeryi, 2245 nucleotides long. RefSeq names its product peroxisomal leader peptide-processing protease. The coding region runs from base 501 to 2015 and encodes 504 amino acids. The transcript is spliced from 7 exons. Gene Ontology annotation, molecular function: serine-type endopeptidase activity. Gene Ontology annotation, cellular component: peroxisome. NCBI's taxonomy places the organism in Eukaryota, Metazoa, Arthropoda, Insecta, Hymenoptera, Formicidae. The record is from RefSeq and is a predicted model, not a curated record. Gene Ontology annotation, biological process: protein processing; regulation of fatty acid beta-oxidation.
GACGUCACGUGACGCGCCGCGUUACGUCACGGCGACGCGAUUUCAAGCGAUUUCACGGUGGCGAUUAGCUUUUUCGUAUCUCGCGACGGUGCCGCGCGUCGGCGGUCACCCUUGUUUCGCGCGCGAAGGGCGAGUCGAGCGGGCCCCGAGCUCGCGACGUCGCGUCGCACGUGCGCGCGAGGGUAACGUCGUCGCGGCCUCGCGCGUCUCGCGUCGCAUCGUUCGCGCGCUCGUCCGACAGAGCGAGCCGAGUCCGCGGCCGCGCGCGAAGAGGUUAGCGCUCGCGAACGCGACGGGUGGCCGAGGUUCGUAUCGGCGUCCGCGGGAAACUCCGGCGGCCGGACGGCGUUCGAGAAAAGGAUCCCGAGUCUUCGUGGGAGACAACGGAGGACGAGGUACCGGGUGACCGAGCGGUUCUCUCGCGGUCCAACGAAACCGAUAUCGCUGGAACUCCCGAUCGGAUCCGCGGCAUUUGGCGGGACAGCGCAUUGUUGGGAAGGAUGGCUCCAAGCGGCGCACUUUUGCUUCAUUCAUCGGCCGAUUCAUUGACGCCGCCGCAAGGGUGCUCCGGCAUUUCGAUCUCAAAGGAUUGGAUAUUGACACACGGCGCCGCACUGGGCUCAAUUAUCGAUAAAUCCUACGCGAUCUCGAACUUCGUCACGAGUAUGGCACCGGGAGAACUCACGGUGGCGCCGGGAGAACUCGCGGGCGAGUUGAAAUUUCGAAUAUACCGCGAUCUAGGGAUCGACGGCGAUCAACGAUCAGGCUCGCUCGAGGAACACCACGGCGUGAUUGCGGCUGCAUGGAGGUGCUCGCUUCUAGAGAAGACCUUCGGCGAGUUUUUCAAAACGUGGAGCUUUCCGAAAUCGUCCGAGUUUCAUCGAUCACUGCGGUCGACUUUCCUGCUCGUCCGCGUCCACGACGAGUCAAUCGCGGCAACGUCAGUCGAACAAGCCCUGUCUUGUCUGCUGAACCAAGCUGCGCGGAGUCUUAUCCGCGGAUCGUCCGUGGAAAUUGAGUCGACGCCCUUCGGGAAUCCCGUGUUCGUCGGCUCGAUCGCGCGCGGCGUUAUCAGUAAUGUCGUCGGCGACGGGGGCUGCGUUAUCAUGACGGACGCGUACGCGUUUCCCGGUGGAGAGGGUGGUCCCGUUUACAUCAUCUCGUCGGAUGGCAAACACAGAACCAUCAGCGGAAUGGUGAUAGCGCCAUUGAGCUGGUGUCGUGGAGAAUGGGUGGACUACACUUUCGCCGCCAAUCUUGCGCCAUGUGUGCUCAACAUUUUACAGAAGAGGAAUCCUCCUCCUUCUCCAAUCAUAGAUCGCGGGUGUCAUGAAAACACAGAUGCGACAUUAGAUAAAGGCGUCGUGCUCGUUAGAUGUGGAAUUAAUUGGGGUACAGGCGUCCUCGUGCAUAAGAACACUGGCACGUUCCUGACAUGCUCGCACGUUGUCGCGGAGGCGCCAGAAAGGGAGAUAUCGAUCGUAAUGAGGCCGGACAAGCCCAAUUCACGUGUCCGGGCAAGGCUGCUGUAUAGAACGCCGGAGAAUCAACCCUAUGACGUUGCUGUAUUAAGGGUAGACCCGCAAGAAUUGGACCCCUCGUUGAGAUCCAUACGGUUGUCUCGGGCUCCGAUUUUAAAGGGCGAGCCGGUGGUCUCCGUAGGCUUUCCCUUCUCCUCGACCAUUCGGCCGACCGUCAGCGGUGGCGUGGUCGCCAAGCCGAUGGAUUGCGCACUCUUGACGACCUGUUGUGUCCAGAGCGGCACCAGCGGCGGGCCUAUCAUCAGCCGCACGACUGGUGACAUGCUGGGAAUGGUCGUGUGCAACGUGCUCUCCUCGGACGGCACCGUGCUCUACCCGCGGAUGAGCUUGGCGGUGCCGGCCGCCACGCUGAGCGGGCCCCUGCGGGAAUACUUGCGCACUGAUAAUCCCGACGUGCUCCGAGAUUUCACGUGCGACGACGCGGUAGUACGCAAGAUUUGGGACUUCUACCCUUUCCUGCCAUCUAAACUGUGAAAAGGAGGGCGUGAGAUAAGCCUCUAGAGCACAAUCGAAACCCUGGAUCCGACCAAUUAACUGCACGAAGGACUCUUUGCUAUUUAGUCCGCGCGUUUUCGUAUUGCGACUCUGUUACCGGACUGUUUGUAUUGCGGAACGUUUGUCUCUGAGUCACGCUGGACCUGCCGAUUUCAGGUUCGACGCGCUGCGAACAGAAUCUCGUUGAAUAACAUACGCCAUUGACCGAG